Messenger RNA from Corythoichthys intestinalis (scribbled pipefish), 2155 nucleotides. RefSeq names its product zinc finger protein 488 (gene znf488). Lineage: Eukaryota; Metazoa; Chordata; Actinopteri; Syngnathiformes; Syngnathidae. Bases 86 to 1612 code for a protein of 508 amino acids. Gene Ontology annotation, cellular component: nucleus. Gene Ontology annotation, molecular function: protein binding. The transcript has 4 exons. Gene Ontology annotation, biological process: oligodendrocyte development; regulation of DNA-templated transcription. The record is from RefSeq and is a predicted model, not a curated record.
UGGAGGAGCGACAGUGCACACGAACGGUCGAUCGGAUAAGUUGCUCGCCGUGGGACCACCAGGGAGCACAUCGUCACCGAACACCAUGUCCAGCAGUUUAAGGAUGGAUCACGCCUUUCUAGCUCGGUCCAUUUGGCCGGGUGACAGUAAAAUCGUGCAGCAUCCCACCGAGCUUCACACCAGCGUGGUGGUGACGCGCAGCAUCCCGGCAGGGGCCAGCUUCGGUCCGUGUGUGCUACAACACACUUUUUACGACACCAUCGCUUUCAUUGCGCAGAAAUCAAGUGACGGGAGAGCCAAGUCUUGCGCUUUCAGGGUGGACCCAGAAGCCAUGCGUAAUUCCGCGUUGAUGCUGUCGUGGCUUCGACUGGCGCAGGCGGCGCGCAAUGGAGAGGAGCAGAACACAGAGGCCUUCUUAAGAGGGGGUCAGCUGUACGUGCGGACCACCAGAGACGUCCAACAGGAGGAGGAACUGCUGAUCUGGUACGAUCGGGAGCUGUGUCACCUAUUGGGCUUCACAGAAAUUAGCACAGGCUCGAGUGAAGAGUUCAAAUGUGUCCGGUGUGGGCAGGUGUUCAAGAAUGAAUAUCCCUUCCUGGCUCACUGCCGCUUUCUGUGUACACAAAUGAAGAGUGACGCAUUGAGUCGCGACAUGCGUGAGCACAAGCACAUGGAGGUCAAGAGGCCGCGUCGCGUAACAGAUUUCCACAACAUCGCCAGGGAUUUAGAACACAAAAAAAGUGACACCGAUGAUGAUACUACCCAUGGGAUAAAGCGUAAAUUACAGGAAACUGUUUGCCUCAAAGGAAGGAAAACAGUCCUGUUGGAAAAAACGAAUAUUUCAAAUGACGACAACAUUACACAGCUAGCUAAGGUCCAAGAUGAUGGAGGGGAUGCAUCUGACUCGACCUUAAAGAUAAAAGCUGACAGAACCAAAGUGGAUCAUUUGGGAUGUAAAAAUGUGACUUUUGGAGAGCCGAGGGACGCUACAUUGACUAUUACCCAUGACAAGUUGAUGGAGUCGGAGGCAGGGGAGAGCUCCGUUUUGCGCUCAAGCAGCGGUAGUGCUUUUUCUUUAGUCCACUCCAGCAACCGUGAACAGAGAAGUGCUUUUUGUAAACCUAGUAAAAGGAUCUCUGCCAGUGAACUGCAUCACGGUAACCCACCAACGGCACCCUCAAGUGGCCUGGAGGAGAUGAGAGAGGCCUUCACACCCAGGACUGUUUCAGGAUACAACAACCUGAUGGCUCCCAGGAUCCUUAGCAGUGACAUUCACGCGCUGCCUUCCCCGGUCACGCUCAACACCGCCUUUCAUUACGCACCGGAACACUGGUCAAGAACCACUCGGGUCCAGUCCACCUCGUCUCUGACGGUCCUCCCGCCCACUUUCGCCUCCUUCGGCGUGUCCGUUCAAAACUGGUGUGCCAAGUGCAACCUGUCUUUUCGCAUGACCUCUGACCUCGUCUUCCACAUGCGCUCCCACCACAAAAAGGAAUUUGCUGCUGAGUCUCAGCUGAGGAGGAGGCGAGAGGAGAAACUCACAUGCCCCAUCUGCCACGAAUACUUCAGAGAGCGCCACCACUUGUCCAGGCACAUGACGUCACACAACUAAUACCUCACAUGGCAGACGAAAAAUGUAUUUAUUCUUUAACUGAACAGGCCUAGAGUCCUGGAUUCAAAAUGAGACUUUAGUUUAUAACAGUGAAUGUAGAAAAUAGCAGAUGGCCAAUUCAGCCUUGUCCACUAGGGGGAGGCAGAAGUACAUGGACAAUGACCUAGAAGCCUCUUCACUGUCCUUCAGGCCUGUGUGUUGAUAGUGUGAAGAUGACUUUGUGCCUUAAGGAACUCAGGAUGGAAAAUAGAAGGGAUAUGUGGAGGACAGCUCUUGAUUGUCACGCAUAUCUUGAAGCCAUCCUUUCCAUUAUUAUUAUUUAUCCAUCCGCCUUGUACAUGCAAUGUGUGUUUGCACCUUUACAAAUCUAAACAUGUCAACAUGAAAGAAGAUGUGUUAAGCGUUAUUUCUUUUUCUUUUAAAUAUGCAUCUUGGUUUUGAAUUUGAACAAUAAAGCCAUUGAGAACAACCAGUAGGAUGAAUGGAUCUAAAUUCAGGGCAUCUUUUGUAACUAAAACUCUACAGACUCUACUAACUAAUACA